CCAGUCGAGGAUCAAACCGUUGACCCUGCGGUUAUCAGACAACCCGCUUAAGCCAGUGAGCCACCCAAGCAGAAACUUCCCCCGCUUCCUUGUGUAAUGUAGUUAAAUUAAGUCAAAUUUUGUUUGACAAUGUGCACUACUGAUGAUAUCAACUGAUGCAGUAAGGUUGUUGUUUUUUACCAAAUUUUGAGCCCUUCUCUUGAAGUAAAACCUAAUUUUAAGAAAUGUAUUAAUUGUGAGAGAGCGAUUUUAGUGAAGACUUGAAUGCUAUACGGUUUCGGCUGAAUAUAAAAGUUCAGUGUUACAUUAGUUAAAUAUGAGGGCUGCAACUAAAGAGUAUAUACAUGAUCAAUUAAUAAUUUCUCUAUAAAAGAAUAAAGUAGUGAAAAUCGCCUCUUAAAACUCCCUAGAGCCCAAAUGUAUGUCCUCAAAUUGCUUGUUUGGUCGAAAAAAAAAAUGCACAUUUGAGAUGCAUCAUAUCAAGCAAAUAUUUGUAAUUUUUGGGUGAAAAAUACUGCAAAUAACAAAAAUGUAGUUACUAUCUUAAUACUCACCAUUUAUUUAUCGUUUUCCAAUUGGUCGACAGAGUUUGAAAUUGGUUUAAAAACCAGUUGUGUUAUUUACAUUUAUAAGUUAAGUAAAUUAUGGUUUCUUUCCAAUGAAUAUUAGUGAGAUGGUGUGCGCAUGCUCGGCUCUCCUAUUGUUUCGGUGUUUUCAUUCAUCUCUGCACACAGCGCGAACAAAGGGGCGUGAGGCUCGCCUUCUGAUUGGCUCCCGUCGGGGCCCCCAGACGUCUCCGUUCCGCGAGCUCCGCCACAGCAGAUGGACCUCUCGCGCUCUCCUCCUCCUGGAUGCACGCGCCCCAGCGAUUGUUUCCAGCGGCAGGAGGGCGAGCGAGUUGACCGAGGAGUUUACCGUUAACGGAUAGUUCAGCCGUCACGGGCAAGAAGAGGAAAGACGGGAGAAGGAGUCGGUGGACGAGGACAACCGGAGAGCCUGCUUCCGCCGGGUUUGCUGUCUCUCGUGACUCAACAACAUCACACAGUCUUCACUACGGUAUGAUCUUUUGUACUCUUGUAACUGACAUUUAUACCACGUUUAUUUGGCAGGUAUGUCCCUCUGACUUUAAGUAUUAAUACUUUUGUGAGUUAUGUUACAGAGGUGCUGAAUGUGCUCUGCUCCAACAAUAAUACAACAUUGAGAAAUGAAUGCAGACUGGAUGUUCUCUGUGGUGGAAUACGCGGCACACAGAGCUUCAUCCUGCUAACAUGCUAACAUUCGCUGAUUAGCAUUAAGCACAAAAUGCAGCUGAGGCUGAUUGGAUUGUAGUUAGUAUUUGCAGGUAUCUGGUCAUAAACCCAACAAAGCACCGGAUGGGUGUUGAUCUGAUGACGCCCCUAGAGGACCUCUGAAGUCUGGAGAUCACAAAAUUGAUUCGGAUAUAUUGUCAGGAGACCAUGAAUGUCAUGAUAAGUGACAAGUGAAAUAUUUACAUCAAAAGUCAGGAUCAGCAAACUCAUUAACACCAUGAGUAUCUGCACACAAUUCCACAACUAUCCAUCAAGUAGUUGUUGAGAUAUUUCACUCAAAUCUAAAAAUGUCAACCACAUGUUAGCAACUGAUGAAAGUCAGUAGGAUUCAUCUUAUGGGGACCAUGACCAUGUCAUUUCAUGGCAAUCCAUUCAAUAUUUCUGUUACAUAUUUCAGUCUGGACCAAAGUGGUGGACAGACAUGACGCACUGACAUUCAAAAUAAUGCAGAGGCUACCUUCAAAGAUGGUCCACAAGAAAUAUAAAUUAUGUGUUGUUUAGGAGCUAAAGUUGCCAACACAUCCUUUAAAACAGUCUUUAUUUAAUGUGUGAAAUACAGAGAAAGUGAGAAAACAAGAUCAAUUCCAGGACAUAAGUUUAUAGAAUUGUUGUUAAAUCCUCCUGGAUAAGCUAUGAAGCACGUCUUCACCUCUACAUCCAGUGUAUUUGAUUUAAAGGACAGACAGACUACAUGUACUGUGUGUAUAGACACAUCUAUGAUGGGUAGAUAAACACAUAUGAUAGUGUGCUCACAGAUGAAUGUUUAAGCAGCUGUAAGGAUUAGGCUGUGAGGGUGGCACAUGUGUCCUCCACCUGUUCAUGUCCUUGUCGGGGGGGGGGGGCUUCUGUCCUGCGUCCUCCACUGAUGCACAAGGACAAAUACACCAACGUUCAGAAAAGAGCGAAGGUGCCAUUUUUUUAAACAGCUGCAUGUGUGCGGAGAGACACAGACGUGAGGAGAGAGAGUCAAAGGGGUGACAGGAAAGAGAAGAUUUACUGUAGGAAAGAGGAGCAAGAGAGCAGCUGUUCUCCUCCAUCACACACCAGAUGUUGUGACUGCGUAGCGUUGGUUUAACUGUUCACUAUGAGUUGAUCUGUCUCUUGAACUAAAAAAAAAGCAUUGAAAGGAAACUAGAUAUGAUCUGUGAUCGUUGUUUACUGUGUGGAGCUUUACUUCCUCCUUCCUGCAGUCCCUCUCCUCACCUCCUCCUCUCCAGCCGGCCGGUCAUGAGGAGUCAUGAGACAGAGGGAGAAACUGUGUUAACUCUCUGUGUUGCUUGUUUGUGUCCCAGCUCUUCUCAUGCUGACUGAGAAUGGAUGAUCCAGAGUACAGGGUUCAGAUUGGAGAGAACAAGUUCAUCAGGAAGGCAACAGUCCUCUCACAUCUGAAGAUGUACAACCUCUACUAUGAAGGACAGAACCUACAGCUCAGACACAGAGAGGAAGAGGGGGAGCUGAUUGUCGAGGGCUUGCUGAAUAUCUUUUGGGGCCUGCGGCGGCCAAUCAGGCUUCAGAUGCAGGAUGACCACGAGCGGAUCCGCCCGCCCCCCUCCUCCACGUCCUGGCACUCGGGUUGCAAUCUGGACAGUCAAGGUUCCCCCAACAGCACAGAUGGUCAACAGACGACACAGCAGAGCCCGCCCACAGUGGAAGUGACGCCACCUGACAGCCAACCAGAGGACUCGGAUGUGAUGGAAGAACAGACAGAAGAAGAGGACAGCGAUAGCUCCGCUCAGCUGUUCAGGACGAAGAGCGAUGCCGGCGUCUUGAGACGGGGCCAGCGGCGCUCACCCAGCGACCAGAGGAAGAUCAGACGCCAUCGCUUCUCCAUCAACGGACACUUCUACAACCACAAGACGUCAGUGUUUACCCCUGCUUUCGGCUCAGUGACUAAUGUCCGGAUCAACAGCUGCAUGAGGACACCGCAGGUGCUUCGAGUUCUCCUCAACAAGUUCAAAAUCGAAAACAGCCCCGACGAUUUUGCGCUCUACCUCGUCCACACAAGCGGAGAGCGUGUGAAGCUGAAGCGGAGUGACUAUCCUCUGGUGCUGAGAAUCAUGCAGGGCCCGUGUGAGCAGGUCUGCAAGGUGUUCCUCAUGGAGGAAGACCUUGGAGAAGAAGUCACGUAUGAUGUGGCGCAGUAUAUCAAGUUUGAAAUGCCCGUGCUGAAGAGUUUCAUCACCAAACUGAAGGAGGAGGAGGACAGAGAGGUGGUGAAACUCAGGAGAAGGUAUACGUACCUGCGCUGUAGAAUUGAGAAGGAGCUCGGUUGUCUUCCAGAGGGGGCAACGUGCAUGUGAUCUGCUCAUCGGACCGUCAGAAGCACCACAUCUGCCCAGCUGUGACCGAGACGCUGACCCAGGAUCAGCUGACGAGAACACCAAUGUGUGUGUUUCAGCGAUUAUCCUGCUCCUCCUGAACUCCUGCCUCUGCACGGAGCCUUUUUUUUUUUUUUUUUUUUUUUUUUUUUUUUUUUUUUCCAAAUGAUCCAAUCAAUGGAUCCUACAGGCAAAGCGUUGACAUGCCGUGUUGUUUGCAUGUUAGCAGCAGUCUUCAGACCUUCUUAUCUCCUUGUCAUCACGUACAGAGCACACAGAAAGACGUUCCCGUGCAGAAUGAGCCGACAACGAGACGCCGUGUCUUCUGUCUCGACCCUUCAGUUUGCCAGCUGAUGACCCAAAACCUAUUUAAAGCACAGACAUCGUAUAAUAAGUGCCUGUUAAAAGGUUUCUCUAAGCACAAAGACACACGAUGGUCCCGUGUUUUGAAGUUAUAGAAGUAAGAAAGUACAACAUCAGACCACACAGUCAUGCUCCUUUUGUGUUCCUCUGUGUUUGAGAGUUUUUAAAAUAUUGUGAUUGAAGGAAUAUUAUGAAUAGACUCUCAAUAUUAUCUGGGCUGAGAAGUUCACCGCAGGGAUUAUUGAAGGUUGUCUGAGCAGAUAAUCUGUUUAUGUUGUGGCCAUCAGGAGACAACUGUUGAGCUUCAAGGAAUAGUUUGAUUUUGGGAAACAUUUUCUCGCCAAGAGUUUGCUAUCUGUUGUGUAUUUGUAUAACGGCAGCCGGUUAGCUUAGCAUAGCACAAAGACUGGUAACUGCUAGCAAGUCUGGCUCUUUCUGAAGUGAACAAAAUCUGGCCACCAGCACCACUAAAGCUCACAUAUUAAUAAGUCAUAUCUCAUUUUAAUCUCUUCUUUUGUACAGACGAAACAAAUAAAGUGUGUGUGAGCUUCAGAGGUGCUGGUGGGCAGAUGUUGUUAUUUUUAGAAACAGUGAGGCUAGCUAGCUGCUACCAGUCCUUGUGCUAAGCUAUCCACCUGCUUGUGAUAGCUUCUUAUUUACUUUAUGGUAUUAAUCCACUCAUCAAACUCUCAUCAAGAAGUAAAAAUACGCUGAUUCCCCCAAAAGUAUUCCUUUGAAGAAAGAAAGCAGACGCUGAGGUUUUCUGGUGAGUCGUCCUCGCUUGUAUUCCUGCCUUAUGUAACAUGACAAGAAGAAGUCAUGUUGACAUGUUAACAAGCACAGUAAUAUACCGUCUAAAUAUUCACAACAAUAUUCAAUAUCAUUCUUCACACCAUGACUCCUGGUAGGCGUUGGACUGGCUAUUUUUUAUUUUUUUUUUUUACAUCCAACAGAGAAUGACACAAGUGAAAUCUCACAAGACUGUGAAUUAUGCCAACCGUCUUUGUUGGAAGAAUGUUGUAAAUGUAUGAGUGAGCAUUUCAAAGCAGCACAAGUUGCCUCCACUGUACAGCUCUUCGCUUUCGUCCGCUCAACGUCUCCCAGCGUUGUUCAAA
Messenger RNA from Anarrhichthys ocellatus (wolf-eel), 5106 nucleotides. RefSeq names its product Ras association domain family member 2b (gene rassf2b). The transcript has 10 exons. Bases 2624 to 3610 code for a protein of 328 amino acids. Lineage: Eukaryota; Metazoa; Chordata; Actinopteri; Perciformes; Anarhichadidae. Gene Ontology annotation, cellular component: nucleus; cytoplasm. The record is from RefSeq and is a predicted model, not a curated record. Gene Ontology annotation, biological process: regulation of non-canonical NF-kappaB signal transduction; positive regulation of JNK cascade; positive regulation of protein kinase activity.